AUGGCAACUAGAGGACUAUGGGACCUGAACCAAAUGAUGUCCACAAUGUAUAUUAGUAAUUCAACUUUUGGAGGUGGUAGAGUUUUUGGAGAUGGUACAACUUUUGGAGGUGGUAGAAUUUUUGGAGAUGGUACAACUUUUGGAGGUGGUAGAAUUUUUGGAGAUGGUGCAACUUUUGGAGGCGGUCCAAAUUUUGGAGGCGGUCCAACUUUCGGAGGUGGUAAAACUUUCAAAGGUGGUCCAACUUUCGGAGGUGGUACAGCAUUCAGAGGUGGUCCAACUUUUGGAAGUGGUGCAAAUUUUGGAGGUUUCGGUUUUCAAACUCCCGGAGGUAUCGGAA
This is a messenger RNA of Dentiscutata erythropus, 340 nucleotides long. The record is from the annotation of a GenBank genome assembly. NCBI's taxonomy places the organism in Eukaryota, Fungi, Glomeromycota, Glomeromycetes, Diversisporales, Gigasporaceae.